GUGAACAUCAGCACGACCACCGAGCAGCUCUGGGUUUCUGUCCGGGACCCUCAUCAUGCAUGGGGGCAAGAGAGGACUGGUGGCUCCGCAGAACACUUUUCUGGAAAACAUUGUCCGGCGCUCCAGCGAGACCAGCUUCCUGUUGGGAAAUGCACAGAUCGUUGAGUGGCCGGUCGUUUACAGCAACGAUGGAUUCUGCAAGCUGUCCGGAUACCACAGAGCUGAAGUCAUGCACAGGAGUAGCACGUGCAAUUUCAUGUAUGGUGACCUGACCGACAAGAAGACUAUAGACAAAAUCCAAAACACCUUUGAUAACUAUGAGUCCCAUUUCUAUGAGGUGCUGCUCUAUACAAAGAAUAGAACACCAAUAUGGCUUUACAUGCAGGUGGCCCCAAUCAGAAAUGAAAAUGACAAAGUGGUGCUGUUUCUCUGCACCUUCAGAGACAUCACACUUUUCAAACAACCGAUUGAAGAUGAAGCAACUAAAGUAGGGUGGACCAAGUUUGCAAGACUGACACGAGCACUGACCAACAAUCGUAACCUGGUGCAGCAGUUAGCACCACUGAGCAAGACUGAGGUCAGCCACAAGCCCUCCAGACUGGCUGAGGCUCUUCAGCUGGGAUCAGACAUUCUCCCUCAGUACAAACAGGAGGCGCCUAAGACCCCUCCACACAUCAUCCUCCACUACUGCACCUUCAAGACCACCUGGGACUGGGUCAUCCUCAUCCUCACCUUCUACACCGCCAUCAUGGUUCCCUAUAACGUCUCCUUUAAGACAAAGCAGAACAACGUGGUUUGGCUGGUGCUGGACAGCGUCGUGGACGUCAUCUUCCUGGUCGACAUUGUGCUCAACUUCCACACCACCUUCGUGGGUCCUGCCGGAGAGGUCAUUUCAGACGCGAAGCUGAUACGAAUGAAUUACAUGAAGACGUGGUUUGUCAUCGACUUGCUGUCCUGUCUGCCCUACGAUAUCAUCAAUGCAUUUGAAAAUGUGGACGAUGAUGUCAUCACAUCCGCGUCUUCAACAGGUCAUCUUCGUGACUCACACUUCCACAGGAAUACCACACGGACAGAAGACUCUCUACUCCCAGGUCUCAGCAGUCUGUUCAGCUCACUAAAGGUGAUCCGCCUGCUGCGGUUGGGCCGAGUUGCCCGGAAGUUGGACCACUACCUGGAGUACGGAGCGGCCGUUCUGGUUCUGCUGGUGUGUGUCUUUGGUCUGGUGGCUCACUGGCUGGCCUGCAUCUGGUACAGCAUCGGAGACUACGAGGUCAUCGAUGAGGCCACCAACACCAUUAAGACAGACAGCUGGCUCUACCAGCUGGCUCUGAGUAUUGGGACUCCUUACCGCUACAACGUCAGUGGUACAGGACAGUGGGAAGGCGGUCCGAACAAGGACACGCUGUACAUCUCUUCUCUGUACUUCACCAUGACAAGUCUCACCACCAUCGGAUUUGGCAACAUCGCACCAGCCACAGAUGGGGAGAAGAUUUUCUCCGUGGCUAUGAUGAUGGUGGGCUCGCUGCUUUAUGCGACCAUCUUUGGAAAUGUCACCACCAUCUUCCAGCAGAUGUACACCAACACAAACCGCUACCAUGAGAUGCUCAACAACGUGCGCGACUUCUUGAAGCUUUAUCAGGUUCCUAAAGGUCUGAGCGAGAGGGUCAUGGACUUCAUCGUGUCUACAUGGGCCAUGUCUAAGGGCAUUGACACAGAUAAGGUUCUUUCAAUUUGUCCUAAAGAUAUGCGAGCAGACAUCUGCGUCCACCUCAACAGGCAGGUGUUCAACGACCACCCAGCGUUUCGUCUGGCCAGCGACGGCUGUCUGCGCUCUCUCGCUGUGGAGUUUCAGACCACACACUGUGCACCUGGAGACCUCAUCUUCCAUAUCGGGGAGAGCGUCGACACCCUCUGCUUUGUGGUCUCCGGUUCACUAGAAGUCAUCCAGGAUGAUGAGGUCAUCGCAAUACUAGGUAAAGGUGAUGUGUUUGGAGACGUGUUCUGGAAAGAGACCACACUGGCCCGGGCUUGUGCAAAUGUCCGAGCUUUGACUUACUGCGAUCUGCACGUCAUCAGGAGGGAAGCUUUGAUGAGGGUGUUGGACUUUUACACGGCAUUCGCCAACACGUUCUCCCGCAACCUGAUCCUCACCUGCAAUCUGCGAAAACGGGUAAUCUUCAGAAAGAUCGCUGACGUGAAGAGAGAGCAGGAGCGCCAGAAGAACGAGGUGACUCUCACCAUUCCUGAAGACCACCCAGUCCGCAAGCUGUUUCAGAGGUUCAGACAGCAGAGAGACUCUCAGACUCACACUUACUUUGAUCACAACUGCGUGCAGGUGGAGCCGCAGCACCACCAUCACUCCGACUCAAACUCUUACACGCAGUGUCAGCCUGCAUCUUCUCAGGAGCAGGAGUACAGCUCCACGGUGCAGAAUAAUGCACCCUGCACAGGAGGAGGGAGUGCAAGUGGCACUUCUGCACCUCUACAAGCGUUUGUCCAUGCUGAGGAGUCAGAGCAAAGCUGCACACAAGAAGCUGGAGAGUCGAUAGCAAGGCCUGACAGUCAGCCUUCUCAGAGGGGCAGCAGCCCCGUACAGAGCAGUGGUGCAGGAGAGGAGGGAGCAGCAGGUGGAGUAACCAGCAGCAGAGGUGCUCGAGGCUGGGCAAAGUUUAGAGGCGCAGCAUCAGCUGCACCACCGCCUCCUGCCGUCAAGCAAGAGAAGCAGCCUCAGAAAGCAAGGGAGUUGCCCAAAGGAUCCCAGUCCUCAGGACAGUUAGCAGUUCCCAGUAAGAACCAGGAUUCAGAGGGGAUGGGGGGCACGGAGGGUGGGAACAGUGCUGGAGAGGCAGGCGAAGAAGAAAACAGUGCCCUGCACAAAACUGACUCCUGUGACAGUGGUAUCACAAAGAGCGAUCUGCGCAUCGACAGAGCCGGAGAUUCAAGAAACUCCUUUGAACGAAGCCCGAUGGAAAGGAGCCCGUUGGAGAAGAACCCAUUUGAGCAAAGCCUCGGGGUCGACUCCCUCAAACACUCAUUCGCUCAGCCGCCGUCUGAACAAGUGCUCCUUCAAGCGACCCUGCAUGAGGCCAAGCUGGAGCUGAAGGCGGACAUUCAGAUCGUGGGCAGACGCCUCUCAGUGCUCGAGUCUCAGGUGGGCGAGAUCCUCAGGCUGCUGUCGACAAGAAGAAGACUCUCGCUGCCACCGACUUCUUCCCCGAAGGUCAGAGUGAAAAGUCAAGACUUAGCCAGUGCCACCAAGCCCGUCACACCGGAAGUAGACGACGGGCCUUUUUGAAUUUACUGAUUUUAAAACCUUGAAUCUUUUCAAAGAAGGAUUUAUAAAAACACCAGUCUGCAUGUUCUGCUGAACUCUGGUCUGCCAAAGACAUUUCUUGCAUUAAACACUUGACUGCAUGCAGAAAUCCCUUUCAUUUUACCAUAGCACUACAAAAACCCAGGGAUUAUUCUAAAGGUCUUUGAUCUAUGAGGCACUUUUAUGGUCCUGCGUAUACUCCAUUUGAGAAUGCCAUAGAUGUCAUAGUUAAAGAAAUUAGUUCAUUUUUAGAAGCAUUAGCAGAGCUACAUAUCGUAUGCAUGAUACUCUGAUGAAGGCUUGUCUUAGCCUGAUAGGACAAUCAGUAAAAAUACUGAGGUCAAGUCACAUUUUUUAAAACAUAUUCAUGACACAUGACCAAAGGUUUAAUUGAGAACCUUCACCUGCCAUAAAUUAUUUAACUUGCUCAGCGGUUAGCACUGUCGCCUCACAGUGAGAAGGUUUGAACCUCUGCUGGGAACUUUCUUUGGGAGUUUGCAUGUUCUCCUCGUCCGGGUACUCCGGCUUCCUCCCACAGUGCAAAGACGUGACCUUAACCUUAACGGUUAAUUGGUGACUCUAAAUUGUCCGUAAGUGUGAAUGGUUGUUGUGCCCUAUGAUGAGCUGGCGACUCGUCCAGGGUGUACCCUGCCUCUCGCCCAAGGUCAGCUGGGAUAGGCUCCAGCCCCACCGGGACCCUGAUGAGGAUAAACAGUUACAGAAAAUGGAUUGAUGUCGUAAAGAAAGCAGCAGUGACGACCUUUAGAGAUAAUAACUGUCAGGUAAUAACGUGUGCCUUACAAUAAUAAAGCCUCAUUCAGAGUUAUUCUGAUGGGACGUGAUCAUCUUUAUGGUUUUUGAGCGUAUGUUUUAUAAUAGAAAUGUUAACCCUGCACUAUGCAUUCCUGUUACGAACAGUUUAGAAAGCUUCAUACUUGUGCAUGUUAAAUAUGGAUAGGAGCGCAAUAAUGGUGAUUUAAUAUUGUUAAUUAUCAUUAUCUCAGUUUUCCUGUGAAAGAUUUAUUUUCCUCAAACAAGAUGUGAAUAUUUCAACAGGUAGCAGUGAACGUACUGCAUAUUCCUUCAUGCAACUUUGCCUCUUGCUCAGGAAAAUUUGAUUGAAUUUCAGUAUUUAUUCAGUGUUUUUUAUCUUUAUCUAUGUGUUAUAUAUUAAAUAGUAAUGCAAGUCAUGUUUUUAGAUCAUAUCGAUCACUGGUGAAUAUCUGAAUGACACUUGAUGAUGCUUUUGCAUUUGUUUUCUUCUGUUCUGGAUAAAAUGAUGCACAUGAACAAACAGCAUGGCUACAGUUUUACGUCAUGACGUUUUCUAACUCGAAGCAUUCAAAUCCUCUGAGUAUGAACUGUAAAGAUGGAAGCACGUGAUUGUUAGUCUGUUUUAUUUGAAACAUGUAAACUUGCGUUGAUUGCAAUCUUGCAUGCGUCCAGGAAACCUGUCAACAGUGAGAUGAAUAAUGAAACUGAUGCCUGCUCACCAUCUGUUGUGUGGUCUCUUCUGUUAUGCAACACAACAGUUGGUUUUUAUGUGGAUCAAAACACAAAUAACUGCAACAAGCAGA
Molecule: messenger RNA, 4890 nt
Organism: Larimichthys crocea (large yellow croaker)
Lineage: Eukaryota; Metazoa; Chordata; Actinopteri; Sciaenidae
Product: potassium voltage-gated channel subfamily H member 5
Exons: 12
Coding region: 56-3295 (1079 amino acids)
Biological process (GO): potassium ion transmembrane transport; regulation of membrane potential
Cellular component (GO): plasma membrane; voltage-gated potassium channel complex
Molecular function (GO): voltage-gated potassium channel activity
Source: RefSeq, a predicted model, not a curated record